GCCACUCAGAAUACGCUCUGGCACAGCAAUCUUUUUGUCCUGCAGAGUUUAAUAAGAACCGUUUUGUAUUCGUGGUUGUUUUUCUAUAAUUUUGCGAGACUUUAGCUAACAACGUUUGAGCACCAACCUAAAGUCCAGUGAUUCAGUUUAGAUCCAGACGCGAAACUCUUUGGUCACAUUAAGUUCCAAAGAGAUAAAAGGUUCCAAAGUUCGUUAACAAUUAUUUUUGUGGUGAGAAGAAAACAAAAAAGUUGAAGGGAAAAAAAAGAAGCGGACCCGUUGUUUGUUUGUGGUUUUUGUUAUAAUUAAAAUACAAUAAAUUGUUUAUAAUUUAAAUUGUAAAAAUUAAUUAAGAAAUUAAAAUUUAAGAAGUUUGUAAAAUGUAUGUACCUCUAAUUGUAUUGUUUUUUCAUUCUUUUGUAAAUUAAGUGCUUAAAAAUUAAAAUUGAAACAAAAAUUAAAUUAGAAAAAUAAAAUGUGAACAACGUGGUAAAAUUUUACGUGUAACUUCUUUCCCUCUGUAAAAAUAAUCUUUUUUCUGAAAAAUUUAAUAUUUUUAAAUUCUGUAUGUGAAUUGUUUUGGAAAUAAUUUAAACUUAAAAUAUUCUUCAUAAAAAUAUUGAAUUAAAACACAUAAAUUGGUGAUUUGUUUAAAAGCUGACAUUUCAGUUUUUUUUUCUGGUCAAAAGUCUUCAAUUGUUAAAAGUGCGUCGAGAAAAGAGUGUACUGAAAAUUUACAGUUUUUACUUUUUCUUUACUUAGCAAAGUUUUAAGUUGCAUCCUGGUCUUCCAUAGAGAAAAAAUAUCUUUAAAGAAAGUUAAGUGCAUAAAAAGUGUGUUCUUUUUAACCCUUUCAAAAAUAAAAUAGACUUCAUCGCCAAGAAAAGGAGCUUACAAAAAAUAAAUAAAAUUCAUUCAUCCUGUGAAUAGGCUACUUUUUAUUUAAAGUUUGUGUGGAUUUAUACUAUCGCAGCGUCCUUGAACUUGGAAUUGAUUGUUUUUGGCACCAUCACGACUUGAUAAAAUAUUGCUGAGAAUUUCUUCUUGGUGAUGGACUGGCGAUGUACAAUUUCUACUCACCUGGCAACCAUCAUCUGCGCCAGUCCCAUACAUCACACAUGUGUCAGCUAAACUCAUCUGAUAAUUUUCACAAAAAACAACAACAACAACAACAUGGUCAUCUAUUCAAACAUCAAACAUCAUCAGUAUUUGCAAAAGAUCGUAAUAAUUUCAUUAACUGUGAUAAAAUGUCCGAUCGUGAUCGUGUGACAUGAUCAACGGUCAAUAGAACAAGGAAUCACAUAAGAAACGUAACACCACAUCUCAACCAGCUUAGAUAGUAGUGUUAAUCCCCGUCAUACAAAAUAAAUAUCAUUAUUCAAAUCAAAAGGACGAAAGUCUAAGUCUUAAAAGCAGUCUUCAUCGUCAUUAACGUCGUCUUCGUCAUUGCAUAAGCAAGCAACAAAAAGGUUUAACAAACUGUGUUUUUUGAAAGAGUGAAAAGGAAAAGAAAACUCAUUUUACCCACCUACGUCCACGCCCACAUAUCCUUAGCUUAAUAUUCUAAUCAACAAAUCCACACGAACCUCCUUAAAACUUAAUCAUAACUUAUGUUGGCUUUUAAACUAAUCGCCGCAUUCAAAGUGAACUAAGAAUGAAUAAUGCAAACACAGAGGUCUACUGGGAAUUAGCAGCUGUCGUGCCACCGCCUAUUGACAAUUUUACCACCACAGCAUUCAAUUAUACCGCAGCAGCAGCCUCCGCAGCCGCCGCAGCAGCCGCCAACGCCGCAGGACAUUCGAAUCACACGCCAUUGUCCUCUCUAAUAACGUACAACCUCAGUGAAGAGCAGCUUAUAAACAGCUAUUUCAAUGGCUAUCUCACAACAGACGCCAACCUCAACUACUCGCUGGGCCAAACGCCACAGCCCGAUUUGUGGGAGUCCCUCGAAGCCCUGCCCAACGACCGUGUCAGUUUGCUGUCGUUUUUGUUCCUAUUCUCGUUUGCGACCGUCUUCGGCAACUCGCUCGUGAUCCUAGCCGUUAUAAGGGAACGGUAUCUCCAUACGGCAACCAACUACUUCAUAACUUCAUUGGCUGUGGCCGACUGCUUGGUCGGCCUGGUGGUGAUGCCGUUUUCCGCACUCUACGAAGUCCUCGAGAAUACGUGGUUUUUCGGGACGGACUGGUGCGACAUCUGGCGAUCACUGGACGUGCUCUUUAGCACGGCGUCAAUUCUUAAUCUGUGUGUAAUUUCGCUGGACCGCUAUUGGGCCAUCACAGAUCCGUUCUCCUAUCCCAUGAGGAUGACGGUGAAACGCGCUGCCGGACUUAUCUGCGCUGUGUGGGUUUGCUCGGGGGCUAUAAGCUUCCCAGCGAUCGUGUGGUGGCGAGCGGCCCGAGACGGCGAAAUGCCUGCCUUUAAAUGUACAUUCACCGAGCACCUAGGCUACUUAGUAUUCUCCUCCACAAUUUCGUUCUAUUUUCCGUUAUUAGUUAUGGUUUUUACAUAUUGCCGUAUUUAUCGUGCUGCCGUUAUACAAACACGGUCACUGAAGAUCGGCACCAAACAAGUCCUAAUGGCAUCAGGGGAAUUGCAACUAACGCUUCGUAUUCAUCGCGGCGGCACCACCCGAGAAACCACAACCUCGUCACAUCAUCCGGUCGUCCAUCACGGAAGUACGGGCGGUGGUGGUGGCCUUGGUGUUGGCGUGGGCGGUCUAGGUGCCAGCCAUAACCAUCAUCAUCACAAUCAUAGUGCGUCGGGUACGACGACAUCAACGCCCGAAGAGCCAGAAGACGAACCGUUGUCAGCACUGCAUAAUAAUGGCCUAGCCCGUCACCGGCACAUGGGCAAGAACUUCUCGCUGUCACGGAAGCUGGCGAAGUUCGCCAAAGAGAAAAAGGCUGCAAAGACGCUCGGAAUUGUGAUGGGCGUUUUUAUUGUUUGUUGGCUGCCAUUUUUUGUGGUCAACUUGUUGUCCGGUUUUUGUAUAGAAUGUAUAGAGCACGAGGAGAUCGUGUCGGCGGUAGUAACGUGGCUGGGUUGGAUAAACUCGUGCAUGAAUCCGGUGAUAUAUGCCUGUUGGAGUCGAGACUUUCGAAGAGCAUUUGUGCGAUUACUCUGCAUGUGUUGCCCGCGGAAGAUUCGAAGAAAAUAUCAACCAACUAUGCGCUCAAAAUCACAGUGUCACGUUGCAGCAGCAAUGGUGGCAGCAUCCACUUCCUUUGGAUAUUCGUCUGUUAAUCAAUUGGAUGGUGGCAAUCGAGGGAUGAUGUGACGACAGCUUAGCAGUUGCAGCUCUUGUAGUGGGAGCAGCAACUGCGGCCGCAACGGUCUAGGCCAGCAACAACAUCACCCGCAUCAGCAGCAGCAGCAGCACCGUGAAAGAUCAUGUACACGAUGCCAAAGUUUCCAUCGCCAUCAUCAUCGGCAGAGACGCCGCAGCAGUAGCAAUCAGUUUAGGGGCUCCUUUUCGACGACAGCCAGUGCAAAUUCCAGCUGCUCCCCAAUGGCGAUGACAACAAAAGCCAUUGUUAGUAUUCCAGUGGUGGCCAAGAGUAAUGGCAAGUCAGUGUGUGCUAAUGUGCCUCUGGCUAAGCAUUGUACGUUUGCGGCCAUUGCUACAGCAAUUCCGCCUCCACCCAUUUCAUCAACAUCCGGCAAUGGCAAUGGCAGCGGCAGCGGAAGUCAUGUGUCCUUUAUGGCAACGAAUCGUUAUCGCCCGAGGUUGCAACAACAACAACAACAACAACAGCAGCUGCAACAGCAAUUGCCAAAAACUCGAGUAACCAGCAGUAGUUGUCUUACGCUUACUGCCACUACUCCGCCACCAUUGUGCGAAGUGCCAAAUGUCAAAGCCUCUCGUUCGCAUCAGUCCCUCGAGUUGCGGGAAAGUCUGCAGAGUCAAAUUAGCACCGAGAGCAGUGAAGAAGAUUCAUCUAUGAUGGCUGUUAUUGGAUGAAUCAAUGGAAACGCUUUCCUUCGCUCCAACAAUAUUUAUUGUCACCAACAAACACAAUCAUCAUCGCGAGAGACAAUAAACUCAGAACAUUUUCUAAUUUAGAAACGUACACACCACAAACACCCCCCCAGACCUCUUUUCUUUCCACAUUUUGAUGGGUUGAAGUCUUUUUGGGCGGUGUGGGGGGUAUGUGUCUCUUAAGUGCAUAACAACUCUUUGCUCCUUUCUACAAUUGUAUAACAACUUUUAACUUUCAACAUUGCCGCAUGGCUUUCAAACUUAAUUACGUUAUUUUUCUUCUCUCUUAAAUAUUUGUGUAAACUUUAAUAUUGAAAGAUAUUUUAAUUAAAUUUAAUUUUCAGAUAAUAAAUAUUUAUUUUUUGUUAUAGAUUUUUGUUUAUAACAUUGUUGAUUAAUUUUAGUAUUUGUUAGAAUCUUAAAUAGUUUUAAAAUUAUUGUUAAUUUUUUUUUGUUGAAAAUUUAAUUAUUAUUAUUUUUAGUGAUUUCUUUUUUAUUUGCAUAAGAAAAUAAUAUUUUUGAAGUCAGCUUAUCUGUGAAUAAAAUAAACUACGAUAUUU
Eupeodes corollae is the source of this 4542-nucleotide messenger RNA. It is a transcript of the gene Dop1R2, whose product is annotated as dopamine receptor 2. Gene Ontology annotation, cellular component: membrane. Gene Ontology annotation, molecular function: G protein-coupled receptor activity. Lineage: Eukaryota; Metazoa; Arthropoda; Insecta; Diptera; Syrphidae. Gene Ontology annotation, biological process: adenylate cyclase-activating adrenergic receptor signaling pathway. The transcript is spliced from 4 exons. The record is from RefSeq and is a predicted model, not a curated record.